This is a messenger RNA of Vigna unguiculata (cowpea), 1131 nucleotides long. RefSeq lists its product as uncharacterized. NCBI's taxonomy places the organism in Eukaryota, Viridiplantae, Streptophyta, Magnoliopsida, Fabales, Fabaceae. The record is from RefSeq and is a predicted model, not a curated record.
AUGGCAUUUUUUGAAAAAAGUAUAAAUCUAAUCAGUGACGUGUAUAAGGGAGGCAUGUAUAAAAGAUUGGUUGGAAUUGUAUCAAGACAUGCUUUAGGACUCAUUGUUGAUGAGGUUGAACGAGUCAAUCAUAUAGGAUUUGACAACGGGAGUUGUGGAUGUGUGUUGAGAGCGACAUAUGGUUUACCAUGUGCUUGUGAAUUAGCACGAUAUGUCUAUGGGGUGAUUCCUCCUACUGUUCUUCAUAUAAUGCAUACUAGAUUAAGCUUCUCAAAUAUUUCAUCAAAUGAAUCGCUUCCUAGGUUAUGCAUAGACAAGGAAAUUGAUAUGGUUGUGAAUCGUUUCAGUGAAGUCGACAUUGCAAGAAAGUUAAAACCAAAGGUGCACAACAACGAAAAAGGUCAUCGAUCAGAACGAUCCACUAAGCGUGAUCCAUCCUACUCUGAGCAUGUCGACGCCUUUUUUUCCUCUCACAGUGGUCAUUCCAUUAAAAGUGACACGAAAUCUAAAGAAAGUGCAAUUUCGUUAUUAGAUCAAUUUAAUCCUAUCUGUCACUUUUACAUUGUCAAUGUUGUUGAUGUGGUUGUUGAUGGCCAUUGUGGGUAUAAAUGUAUUGUUGCCUUGUUAGGGAUGGGUGAGGAAUUGUGGCCCCUAGUCCGACAUGAUCUUUUUAAAGAACUUAGUCAAUGGCGUGAUGAAUACGCAAGAUUAGUAGGAUCUUAUGACCGUCUUGAAGAACUAAGGAAGUCAUUGUUAGUGGAAUCGCAAGCAGAGGCUAAUAUGGAUAAGUGGAUGACUAUAUCCGAUAUGGGCUACGCGAUUGCUAAUCGAUAUAAUGUUAUCUUAGUCUGCUUAUCAUCACGGCAAAACAUUACAGUUUUUCCACUACGUACCAGACCACCAAUUGAUUCAAAACAACAUAAGCUAAUAUGUAUAGGACAUGUUCACGAUUCUCAUUUUGUUCAGGUUCACCUAAAAGAUGGUUGUCCUAUACCCAUGGUAGAUAUCAUAUCAUCUACACAUUGUUAUCCCGAGGCUCGAGCUUGGUUUGCGUUUUACGCUAACAGGAUGCAGACAUUUGUGCACUUGAUGGGUGUGAAUACUAGUUAUGUGGACUUGGGCAUGGACUAA